AUGUCAAGACUCGUUGUCAAGAACCUACCGUGCAAUAUAUCUGAAGAUCGACUAAGAGCUCUUUUCUCCGAGUUUGGAGAGUUAACAGACGUACAACUAAAGUUUACAGAAGAUAAAAUAUUUCGUAGAUUUGCUUUUAUAGGAUAUAGACAUAAAUGUGAUGCAUCAACGGCUCAAAAGUUCUUUAAUAACAGUUAUAUUGAUACCUCCAAAAUAGAAAUAGAGCCUUGUUACCCGCUUAAUGAAAGAAUUGCAGCGCGAGUGUGGAAAAAAUAUUCGAAACGCGACCACGCUAGUACUUCAAAAGUACGACAUGAAGGUUUUUCGAGAGAUACUAGUAAAAGAGAUCAAAGUAAAAUUGAGAAUUUAGAGGAAAGGACAAAUAUAACCUUAAUUCAUGAUAAGAAUGUGCCCUUGCAGAACAAGAUCUCUGAGCCUAUGGAUAAAGCAACCGUUACAGCAAACUUUGAAACAGUGAUGUCUAAAAGAUCUACUGAUAAGGUUUGCUUGUUUUUACUAGAUGCGUAUCAAACGACGGAUAAUACUAGGUCAAAGGUUUCAAAUGUAAGUAUGACACAGUUACCAAAUAAAGAAAGUGAUACAGAAGACAAUGCACCCGCAAAGAAUAUAAUAACGAUUAAACUCCGAGGUUUACCGUUUGAUGUGAAUGAGGAGGAAAUAAAGGAAUUCUUCCACCCGACAAAAUUGGAAAAUACCAGAUUAAUGACAAAUCAUAAAGGCAAACCGAAUGGCGUAGCAUUUGUGGAUUUUACUAACGAAGAAGAUGCUUGCAAAGCGAUGAAAAGCAAUAAAGAUUAUAUCCGUAACAGGUAUAUUGAACUUUUUCCUGACGAAGGAAAGCAUUUAGAAAUAAGUGACACCCCUGUGACAUCAGCUAUCAACAGUCAAAUUAGCCUUGAAACACAGGAAGAUUCAAUGAAGCGAAGACAAGAAUCAUACGUAGCAGACAUUGAGAGGGUAUCAACGUUAUUUACAAAGAUUGGGAUUAUGUGUGAAGGAUUUUAA
Molecule: messenger RNA, 1026 nt
Organism: Trichoplax adhaerens
Lineage: Eukaryota; Metazoa; Placozoa; Uniplacotomia; Trichoplacea; Trichoplacidae
Exons: 9
Coding region: 1-1026 (341 amino acids)
Biological process (GO): regulation of RNA splicing
Cellular component (GO): nucleoplasm; ribonucleoprotein complex
Molecular function (GO): RNA binding
Source: RefSeq, a predicted model, not a curated record